This is a messenger RNA of Verruconis gallopava, 2931 nucleotides long. RefSeq lists its product as uncharacterized. NCBI's taxonomy places the organism in Eukaryota, Fungi, Ascomycota, Dothideomycetes, Venturiales, Sympoventuriaceae. The transcript has a single exon. Bases 977 to 2209 code for a protein of 410 amino acids. The record is from RefSeq and is a predicted model, not a curated record.
CCCGGUGUCUCUCCAUUGUCCGUUCGAAGUUAUCUCGUUUACGCUCACUCUCUCGCUCACUCGCACUUGCUCUCGCACCGCACAUACUCGCACGCACGCACGCACACACCCUCGCCCUCGCAUUCUCACGUACUCUCUCUCACUCUCUUUCUGUCCCUCUUAUUCCCUCCCUCUCCCCAUCUCCACCUUCGCAUCCGCUCCUCUCCUCCUCCACACCUCUGCCGCGUAGCAUUACGGCCUCCACAUCAAUCCCUCCGUUUCCCGGUCUGCAGUCGUCUCUCCGCUGUCACUCUGCUCCAAAUCACACCUGCAACUCCCGAGCACUUCGCCCUGGCCCAUCUCAAACGCCUCACUUGCCAUUCCUACCGGCGUCCAACUCUUCGUUUUUUGACGGCAGAGUCGCUUGGCCGUACUUGCACGCACACAGACGCACACACACACUCUCUCUCGCUCGCUCCUAGGGACGUAAUUUGGCUUCGCUCAGCUGCCCCGCGGCACGCAUCGCUCUCGCCUCCCUGAUCCCUUUUGCGACACAAGAAGCGCAAUCAUUCUUUGGCAAAUUGGCUUGUUUUGCUACCUAAUCGGAUUCCUCUCUGGCAUUCCUUCCGUCGCAACGUCCAUCUAGGCCUCGGCAGCCUGCAGAUCGCACCUUGCUACUGACGGCGGCACCUUCCUGGAGCAUCAUCUUUCUGGGUCGCAGCUUACCGCUGGCCACAAGUCGGUUCCUUGCUCUUGCUCGUUCUGUCGCGGACUCUUGGCGUUGUCCAUCCUACCUUCCGUUCCGCACGCAGACGGCUCCAAUGCGUCGAUAAGAGUCUCUCUGCAUAGACUACAACACUGCGCAACCGUCAUCAUUCCGUGCAACUCCUGUCUCCCACCGGCCAAUCUGGCUUUCCGGAUUCGCCGCUCUACCUCGAGCGACGAGCGGCACAAGGAUCGCCAGGCCAGGCGCUCGGCGAGCGGCAUUUGGAAGAGCAUGAGCAUCAAGAAGUCAUCUAAGCCAGCGCUUCGAAUCAAGACUGUCUCAACCUCAAUCACGUCAUCACCCUCGCUUUCCCAACACUCGUGUGACUCCAACUUGGGGUCCUUGCCUGAUCUUCGUGAGAAAAAAUCGGACGAAAGAAUGACCGACUGGAUGAGCUCACGGCCGCUGAGCGUUGCAAUUCCCACUCAGAACGGUGGCUUUUCCACCACCGGUCCUUACUGCCCCAGACGGCCAAACCUAUCUGACAUACUUGCCAACAACUCUCCUCCGCCAUGGACGCUUUCGGCAUUUAUGGCCUACCUCUCGCAGAACCACUGCCUCGAGACUCUUGAGUUCACCAUGGAUGCAUCGCGUUAUCGUAAGCAUUAUAGCAAGAUGGCGAGUCGCUCGCCCGAUGGACGCCUGGUCCGGGGUUCGAGUGAUAGUGCUUAUGUCUUGUCCCUGUGGCAAAAGCUACUGGAGGCUUACAUCAUCCCUAAUGGGCCACGUGAGGUGAACAUCCCUGCUGAUGUUCGUGACUCUCUGAUGGAGCUUUCGAUGACGGAUGAACCUCCCGAGCCAUCUGUGCUCGACGUUGCCGUGCAGAAGGUAUAUGACCUCAUGGAAGAGUCGGUUCUGGUUCCAUUCCUGAACAGCUUCUACCCCCAGACGGCCCUUCCGGAUUCUGCGAACACGUCUCAGGAAGACCUUGCGUAUCAAGUCCGCUCGAACGAAGAUCGUGCGCUGCAUCGUCGUUCGACGCGUAAGGAGCGUCGCUCGUCUCCGACAAUGUCGUCGACAAUUCCAUCUUCGGCCCCACCGAUGCCUAAUCGAGCAUCUGCGCCCUCGACUCUGUCUCAGUUCGCUCGAACGCUCUCGCACUCUACAAGACAUGCGUCCAGUUCGUCCAAGACGUCAUCCGCGCCAUCAGCCCGUAGCUCGACCAUCGCCAUGAUCUCGCCGUGGUCCUCAAACCAGUCCGAGUCGAUGGUGCUCUCGCCUAUCGACAUAGGUCUCACCGAUGAUGCAUCUGCCUCAUCACCGAGUGCUGCUGGCGAGCCCAUGACCCCACCGACAACGCCUCCUCAGUGCGAUUUUGGCAGCCCAACCAGCUCAGGUGGAUUUGGAGGCUCUAAGGGAGGAGGGACGUGGAAGAAAAUGCGCAGCAGUUUCACAUUCAAAAAGAGGAGUGGAAAUUUACGCGAAGAAGAACCCGAGCAUCCUCAGAACGGCAGCUACCUAUGAUACCCUUUUUCUACGCUAUGCUACAAUGUCUCGCAUGUCUAAUGAGCACGCAUGAUUUGAACCUCCAAACUCCUGCAACGGCCGAAAAAUUUCUGCUUCGAUUCUUUCCAGCAUUCAGCAUAUACGGUUCCCUCAGGGGCUUGGCUGGCGUUUUAUCUGUGGCCUCUGUCAUUGACACGGAUCACAUAAUAAACGGGCACCACAUGUUCUUUGGCCACGAGACGACAAAGAACAUUUGACCGAUUUCCCUCGCUUCAUUCGUGAGGCUGGGCAUUUCCUACCUUUACAUGACGUAAAAGCAACAGUAUGGAACUUGCUCCAUGAACGAUCAUACGACGAUCUUUGUUCUGCUUCUUAGUGUUUUUUCCCCGCAAACGGCGCAUUGCAUGGGCGUUUUGUCGUGGCAAUCUCUUCACUUCAUUGCAAACUCUGGACAGAGUUAUUUCUAGAUUGUACUUUUUUCCUUGGACCAAGAUAUACUGUCACGGAGCAGGAUUUUGACGUUUUGACAUUUUGUGCAUGCGCCGUUUUGUACAUACCUUCUACUCGGUAAGCACGGAGAAGCUUUCGGCUCUUUGGCCAUGAGCUUUAGGCUCUGAAAAGCUACGAUUAAAGUAGUGGGUGCGGAAUGCAAUCUGAUACAUUGGAGCUGGCUGAGUUGCAAAACUCGUCAAGUCCAUCUUAUUCAACGAAGACGUGCGUGACCAAGAAUCAGAAUGAUU